AUGUUUUCAAGAGGUGCCAAUGUUUUCCGAUUCGGGAUUAGUUUUAGAAGCUUUUUAACCUCUUCAAAGCAUUCUCCAAAAGUUGCCGUAUUAGGCGCUAGCGGUGGUAUAGGUCAACCUCUAUCACUGCUCUUGAAACAAUCACCCUUGAUUUCUCAGCUUUCACUGUAUGAUAUUGCUCAUGUAAAAGGUGUUGCCGCUGACCUCAGCCAUAUUGAAACUCAAGCUCAGGUGACUGCACAUCUUGGACCAGGAGAGCUUGCAGAAUGUCUUUCUGGUGCAAAUGUUGUUAUUAUUCCCGCGGGAAUGCCUCGUAAGCCUGGGAUGACGCGCGAUGAUUUGUUCAAUACCAACGCAUCUAUUGUUGCAGAACUUAUUGACUCGUGCGCUAAAAAUUGCCCGAAAGCAAUGAUAUGCAUAAUCACAAAUCCUGUCAAUAGCACUGUACCAAUUGCAGCUGAGAUUUUAAAACGCCAUAACGUUUAUGAUCCCAAGCGUCUGUUUGGAGUUACGACUCUUGAUGUUGUUCGAUCGAAUACCUUUAUUGCUCAGGCAAAAGAUCUUGCCGUGCGAAAGGUUUCUUGCCCCGUUAUUGGCGGGCACUCAGGUAUUACAAUUCUUCCUGUAAUAUCUCAAUGCAGUCCCCAUGUAUCAUUUCCACAGGAUGAAAGAGAAAAAAUUACCAAACGUAUUCAGGAGGCUGGUACUGAAGUUGUGGAAGCAAAAGCUGGAGCAGGUUCUGCUACUUUAUCAAUGGCUUAUGCUGGAGUAAGAUUCGCUGUCUCACUUUUAGAAGCCAUGAGUGGUCGAGCUGGCGUGGUGGAGUGUGCUUUUGUAGAAUCAGAUGUUACAGAAUGUGAAUUUUUUUCAACUCCUCUUGCACUUGGUGCUGAAGGUGUUGAAAAGAAUAUGGGUAUUGGAAAAUUAAAUGAAUAUGAAAUUGAGUUACUUAAAAAACUCAUCCCAGAGCUAAAAGCAAAUAUUAAGAAAGGCAAAGAAUUUGCAGCUAAAUAUACACCUAAAUGA
Messenger RNA from Schistosoma guineensis, 1026 nucleotides. NCBI's taxonomy places the organism in Eukaryota, Metazoa, Platyhelminthes, Trematoda, Strigeidida, Schistosomatidae. The record is from the annotation of a GenBank genome assembly.